Molecule: messenger RNA, 333 nt
Organism: Trypanosoma conorhini
Lineage: Eukaryota; Euglenozoa; Kinetoplastea; Trypanosomatida; Trypanosomatidae
Exons: 1
Coding region: 1-333 (110 amino acids)
Source: RefSeq, a predicted model, not a curated record
AUGAUGCCUUCCUCCCUCCCCCGCGGUGUGCGCACGCCCCGCCCCUCAUUUUUCAUCAUGCAUGCCGAGCUGCCAUCGGCUGGUGUGCGAGAUGAGACGCAUCUUCGCGGUGUACUGCUUCUGACGCUCGACGUGGCCCUUCCGACGUCGCAGUUGCGUGGCGGCAGGGGAGUACAACGCGGUGGCCACUUGGUACGUGCUGACGGGCCGCUCCGACGCCGGCGCGAAGGCGGCGGAAUAGCCGAUGGAGUCCACGUACGUCUGCUUCUGCAGCUGUCGAGCGGCGCGGGAGAGGCGCCACAUCCGGCGGUGUCUCUAGCUACGCGGCGCUGA